GUUACAGGUAGGUAUGAGUUAUCCCGGCGGUGGCCACCAUCCCCUUCGUCCACCCCCCAACCCCCUUUCGGAGCAGGCUGCUGCCGCCGUGCCUGCCCAACACUUGCCUGCCCUUCGGCCUCAACCACCAGCACCGAUGCCGCCAUACAUGCCGCGUCCCAAGGCGCCUGUCGGUGACCACCCAUCGGCAGCGGCGAUGCGGCAGGCGGGCCAUCGGGAGCUCAUGGCUGACUCGGCAGCAGCCCAGGCGGCAGCAGCCAGGGCGGCCAUGGCGGGACGACGGCCGCACUCCUCUGCCGAUCCGCCACCGCCGCCGCCCACCAUCACGGCCGAGACCAUCCGUGCGCUGCUGGAGGACAUGGCUCCUGGGUCUGAGAUCGAGGACUCGGCGUGUGAGGUGAUGGUGGCUCUGACGAAUGAGUUCCUGGACCACACCAUCGAGCAGGCGUGUCAGGUGGCGACACACCAGGGCAAGAAGGAGGCCAGGGGGGCCUAUGCACUCACCAUGGACGCACUCAGGAGCGUGCUGAGUAAGCAACUGAGCAACCAGAGGCCAGGCGAUGCAGGCGUGUGGUAUGGUUGCUGUGCCUUGUGUGCUCAGGUCUGAAUGCCUUCACGCCACAGGCAGAUGUGAAGCCCCACCAGCCACACAGGCCGUCAGCCCCACCCACUUGAAGCCGGCGCACGGACCACUGAAGAGGGAUCCUGUGAAUCUGUCAGGAUGUGCUCGCACAGUGUGACUGACUGACUCGGAUUUGCGUUUGGACGACAUUCGAUGCGCCUGCCUUUUGUCUGUAUGAUAUGCGAGACCGCCAGCUGGUUGCGGCGUCAUCAAGAUUGUGUGUGUGAUAUC
Vitrella brassicaformis is the source of this 853-nucleotide messenger RNA. NCBI's taxonomy places the organism in Eukaryota, Vitrellaceae. The record is from the annotation of a GenBank genome assembly.